AUAUUGUUCAAAGAAAAACAAAAACAAAGAAAACGAAUGACGAGCAAUGACUAUUAUUGGGAAAGUAAAAUUACGAAAGCGACUAAUAUUUAAAAACACCAGUUGAAUAUUUAUAACAAAGUGAGGAAGAAGAGAAAAAAAACAGAAAAACAGUAGAAAUGCACAGUAAGACCGGGAAAUCACAGCUGGCGUGUUAGCCUUAUAUAUAUAUCAAUCAUUUCUUACUCAUAGAUAAUACUCUCUCUCUCUCUCUCUCUGUAUAGUCGUCUCAUUUUCAAUUAUCCGUCCCACCCGUGUCGCCAUCCCUCACAGAUUUAACUGGUUAAAAUCCAUGCACCCAAACACGAACAAAAAAAACAAAUAAUAAAGAGAAAGCCAUAUGUCUCCAUCGCUCCAACCAUAUCCAUCUCCUCCUCAACUCAAGCAACCUCCUUCUGCUUUCCCUCUCCUCUCCUCUUUUUCUUGUUAUUAAAUAUUAAUCUCGUCUGAGCUGUUCAAAUCCCUUACUAAUCCACCAAGCAUUUAAUUAAUAAUAAUAAUAAUAGUAGUAAUUACAAUUGUCAUAAUGACGCGGCUUUUCCGAUCUAAAUCUUGCGGACUCGUCGGCCUCGGAUUCUCCGAUUUCAACCCGGUUCCUCCUCCCGCUCCAUUUUCCUGCCAAAACGACAGCGUACAAGAGAACUCCGGCGAAGAAGAGGAAGAUGAAGAGGAGUAUGAUGAGGAGGAUGAAUAUAAUGAUGACACUGGAGCAUUGAGAAACCCGAUAUCCACUCCCUUUAUUAGUCCCGGGUCGAGAUUUGGUGGCAGAGGAGGGCGAAAUGGUAAUAAUAAUAGUAAUAACAGUAAUCAGUUUGCGAUUGUGGAUAUUUUGGUAACGGCAUUGAGAAAGUCUAUAGUGACGUGUAGUGUAGAGAGGGAAGAUGUGUGUUCGAUGGAUAUAAGCUGGCCUACUGACGUUAAGCAUGUCUCUCACGUGACUUUUGAUCGCUUUAAUGGCUUUCUCGGAUUGCCUACUGAAUUUGAGCCUGACCUUCCGAGGAAGGUCCCUAGCGCCAGUGCAAAUGUAUUUGGAGUUUCUGCCAAAUCAAUGCAGUGUACUUAUGAUGACAGAGGAAACAGUGUGCCCACUAUUCUUCUUAUGAUGCAGAAGCGAUUGUAUGUUGAAGGAGGCCUUAAGGCAGAAGGAAUAUUCCGAAUAAAUGCUGAGAAUAGCCAAGAGGAGUAUGUUAGAGACCAGCUAAACACAGGUGUCGUGCCACGUGGAAUAGAUGUUCAUUGCUUGGCAGGCUUGAUAAAGGCAUGGUUUAGAGAACUACCUUCAGGGGUACUUGAUUCUCUUACACCACAACAGGUGAUGCACUGCAACACAGAAGAUGACUGCACUCAACUGGUGAAGUUGCUUCCUUCAGCAGAAGCUGCACUUCUUGAUUGGGCAAUUAAUCUGAUGGCAGAUGUCGUGGAGCAUGAACAAUAUAACAAGAUGAAUGCCCGGAACAUUGCUAUGGUCUUUGCCCCCAACAUGACCCAGAUGGCUGAUCCUUUGACUGCAUUAAUUCAUGCUGUGCAAGUAAUGAACUUGCUUAAGACACUGAUCUUAAAGAACAUUCGGGAAAGAGAGGAGUCAGCUGCUAAAGCAAGGCUGCUCUCUGCAGGCCCAGAUGCCCCAGGACACAAGAGCGAGUCCUGUGAAUCAAACUUAAACAACGAAUCCUGUGGAAAGUCUCUGGCUGGUUGCACACCUCAGAUACACACUAGUGGUGAGUUCUUGAGGUCUGCCACUAUGAAUAGACUAGAAGCCACCACUGAGGAGAAAUAUUUGAGCAUUGAGAAGAGAAAUGACGGAGAAGAGGAAUUUGAGUCCAUUUCAGGUGGCAGCCCUCCUUCAUUUGAAACGAGAGCCUUGGAAAAUGGAUGUAAAGAAGGAUAUGAUAGCGGGGAUUGGCUAAGUUUGAGAAAAGGGGUGAGAAGGCUAUGCAGACACCCUGUAUUUCACUUGAGUAAGCCAGCUAAUAAGAAGACUGAUGGGAUUGUAAAUAAUAGAGGAGGUGGUGAAGCUUGGGCAUGAUCGUAAUAGGUGUCUCCUGACUUUGUACCUUCUAUGUGUUUUAAAUUGAUGGGUGCAUUGUGUAAACUUAGUGUUAGUAGUAGUAGAUGUAUUAGUUAUCUAGUCAAGAAAAGUGGCGGAAAUCUAAUUUGUUUGGAGGCCUUAACUGAAGCACUUGCUGAAUAGACAAUAAUGUCUCGAGGGUGGAUCCUCACUUUGUAUGAUUUGUGAUAUAAAUUUUGUGUCUUUUAAUAGCAA
Molecule: messenger RNA, 2302 nt
Organism: Ricinus communis (castor bean)
Lineage: Eukaryota; Viridiplantae; Streptophyta; Magnoliopsida; Malpighiales; Euphorbiaceae
Product: rho GTPase-activating protein 3
Biological process (GO): signal transduction
Molecular function (GO): GTPase activator activity
Source: RefSeq, a predicted model, not a curated record